ACGUCAAAAAUAUUUUAAUUUCAGGGUAAAUUAGUAUUUGGUCAAGGUUACGGUGCGACUGAGACGUGUGCGCUGGCGUCAACUACGUUCAUUGGUCGGACGGUCCUAGACAAUUCGUCUUGCGGCGAAGUAAUGGCUAACACUGAGAUGAAGUUUGUGGACCCUACGACGGGUGAAGACUUGGCGAUUGGGGAUCAAGGUGAGCUGCUAAUUAGAAGUCCGACGGUGAUGAAAGGCUACUACAAGAAUGAAAAGGCCACGAAGGACUCAAUAACUGAAGAUGGUUUCUUUAGAACUGGAGAUUUAGGAUAUUAUAAACCGAAUGUCGGUCUGUACAUCACAGAUAGGAUCAAGGAACUUAUAAAGGUAAAAGGUAUGCAAGUGGCGCCAGCUGAACUGGAGAGUUUACUUCGGACUCACCCUGCCGUACAAGACGCGGCUGUAAUUGGCGUCCCUCACGAAUACCACGGUGAGGUGCCAAAAGCGUUUAUAAUAAAGAAAUCGGGCCAAGACACGACCCCUGAACAACUCCAAGACUUCGUAGCAAGACAAGUAGCUGCGUUUAAGAAAAUAGAGGAAGUUGUAUUUGUUAAUGAUAUUCCUAAAACUAACACUGGGAAGAUAUUGAGAAAGGAUUUAAAGAAAAUGUACGCUUAGAAUAUAAUGUUUAGUCUAAAAGUUAUCUAAUUAUAAAUGAAACUUGUGUGUACUUAUGUACACGCGUUAGAAGUUAUACUUCUUUGGUGUAACAAGAUAAAAAUCUUUUCAAAAAUUUUAUUCUACGUUUGCAGAAAAACUACACUAAU
This is a messenger RNA of Pieris napi, 806 nucleotides long. Its product is annotated as 4-coumarate--CoA ligase-like 4. The record is from RefSeq and is a predicted model, not a curated record. The transcript has 4 exons. Bases 133 to 657 code for a protein of 174 amino acids. Gene Ontology annotation, molecular function: CoA-ligase activity. NCBI's taxonomy places the organism in Eukaryota, Metazoa, Arthropoda, Insecta, Lepidoptera, Pieridae.